Messenger RNA from Callorhinchus milii (elephant shark), 968 nucleotides. RefSeq names its product guanylyl cyclase-activating protein 1. Bases 245 to 817 code for a protein of 190 amino acids. Gene Ontology annotation, molecular function: calcium ion binding; calcium sensitive guanylate cyclase activator activity. Gene Ontology annotation, cellular component: photoreceptor inner segment; cone photoreceptor outer segment. NCBI's taxonomy places the organism in Eukaryota, Metazoa, Chordata, Chondrichthyes, Chimaeriformes, Callorhinchidae. The record is from RefSeq and is a predicted model, not a curated record. Gene Ontology annotation, biological process: visual perception; positive regulation of guanylate cyclase activity. The transcript is spliced from 4 exons.
CUCUCUCCCUCUCUUUCCGCUGCCCCCAUUUUCUAUUGCUUUAAAAUGCAUUUCCACGGAUUAGUUCAGUAGGACAUCUCUCGUUGCUAUUGGCUACUACUAUAUUUAUGACCCCCUUACAUAUUGGCAUCUAAAUCGAGAGAGCUGUUACACGGGUUUAUGGACUGAUAUAAGGUUGUACGGGCGCGCACACACACACACACACACAAGGCAUUGAAGCUAGAAUCCAGGCUUCGCUUGGAAGAUGGGGAACACAAGUGGCAACACCGUAGAAGAAUUGACGGCAUGCGAGAUCUCUCAGUGGUACAAGAAAUUUAUGUGUGAAUGCCCGUCCGGCCAACUGAGACUCUACGAGUUCAAGCAUUUUUUGGGAUUGAAGAAUCUGAGCCCGGCCGCCAAUAGCUACGUGGAGCAAAUGUUCAACACCUUUGACAUGAACCAAGACGGAUACAUUGACUUCAUGGAGUACGUGGCUGCUCUGAGCUUGGUGCUAAGAGGGAAAGUGGAACAGAAGUUGAGGUGGUAUUUCAAAAUCUACGACUUUAACAGGAAUGGCACCAUCAACAAGGAGGAGCUUUUACACAUCGUCAAGGCAAUCAGGUCAAUCAACGGACGUGAGCACGAAACAUCAGCGGAAGAAUUCACCAAUAUGGUGUUUGAGACGAUGGAUAUCAAUGGAGAUGAUGAGCUUUCCCUUGAGGAAUUCUUGGAAGGAGUCCAGAAAGAUAAACUUUUACUUCAUUUUCUGACCGAGAACCUGGAUCUCUCGCACAUCGUUGACGUGAUCCAAAACAAUGGGAAAUGUACAGAGAAGUGAGCGUUUGUGCAGGAAAAGAAUAUCUUACAGAGAUAUUUCCGUUAAAUACUUUUACUUUGUUCCAUCAGCCUCCUUGGAAACUGGUCUCUAAUUGAAAGGAAUGGAGGGAUUAAUUGGAAAAGGUUUACAAGAUUGAUAGAUCGAUAGAUCG